GCUGUGAACAGGAAGGAAGCUGGUGUAUUUAAGCAGUUAGAUUUCCGUCUUGUGCCUGCAGACCACAGCAGAGAGACAUCUUUAGACAAUGACCUUCAGCUUUUCACGCAGACAGAUGAGAGGAGCAGCUAUGAUUUUAACUGCAGCAGUGAGAGGAUUUGCCGUCAUCCUUCUCUCUGUGUCAGUGGUACAGGGUCAGAAUGGCUGGAGAGUGACUUACACUUCUACUCAGAUCUGUGCUGUAAAAGGAUCAACAGUAGAAAUACACUGCAGCUACACAUAUCCAUACAGUACAUAUUAUCAAGUUCAACAGAAAUUGUGGUUUACUAAAGGCACUAACAAAGAACCUGUGGAUCUAAAAUCAGACUCAGACUAUAAAGGACGAGUGGAGUAUCGUUGUUCUGGGCAGAGUUGCACUGUGAGAAUCACAGACCUGAGAGAGAGCGACUCAGCUGAGUACAAGUUCAAAUUCAUAACAAACCACCCAGAUGGUGGAUAUACUGGUUCACCUGGAGUCACUUUGACUCUCAGAGCUCUCCAGGUGCAGGUAAUCACAGCACAGCACCUACAGGGUUAUACCCAGGUACAGCUGAGAUGUCACAGCAGCUGUUUGCCUGAUCAUCCUUCCUAUGUCUGGAUCAGGAAUGGGCGAAACACUUUGAGUCAAACAUCUUCUUCUAUCCAGUCUUCAUUUGAUCGUGCAGACUUCAUUUCCUGUGCUUUAAAAGGACACGAGUCGUUUCCCUCUCCAUCAGUGUAUGCUCCAAGAUAUGUUUCAGUGUGGGUGCGCCCUUCUAAUGAAAUCAGGGAGGGCAGCUCAGUGACUCUGACCUGUAGCGGUGAUGCUAACCCAGCAGCUAAAUACUCCUGGUACAAGAAGGAUGGUCAAACACCUCUCAGUAAUGAAUGGCAGCUCUCCUUCAGCUCCAUCCGAUCCUCUGAGUCUGGAGAGUUUUACUGUACAGCUGAGAAUAAGCUCGGCAGGAGAACAUCUGUAUCCAUCUCUGUUGAUGUGACGUAUGCUCCAAAGCUUCCCUCUGUGUCAGUGAGUCCCUCUGCUGAGAUAGUGGAGGGCAGCUCAGUGACUCUGACCUGCAGCAGUGAUGCUAACCCAGCAGCUAAUUACACCUGGUACAAGGAGGAUGAAGACUCAGCAAAAGCAUCAGGACAGAACUUCACCAUCACUGACUUCAGACCUGAACACCGUGGGAGGUAUUACUGUGUUGCCCAGAACAGCAAAGGACAAAUUAACAAAAGUAGUGUGUUUGCGGCUGUUGAGUAUGCUCCAAAGCUUCUCUCUGUGUCAGUGAGUCUCUCUGGAGAGAUCGUGGAGGGCAGCUCAGUGACUCUGACCUGCAGCAGUGAUGCUAACCCAGCAGCUAAUUACACCUGGUACAAGGAGGAUGGUCAUAAACCUCUCAGUGAAAACUCUCAGCUUAUCUUCAGCUCCAUUCAGCCCUCUGACUCUGGAGAGUAUUACUGCACAGCUGGAAACAAGCUGGGAACGAAAAGAAUGGGACACAAUGUUAUUAAUGUAACAUAUGCUCCAAAGCUUCCCUCUGUGUCAGUGAGUCCCUCUGCUGAGAUAGUGGAGGGCAGCUCAGUGACUCUGACCUGCAGCAGUGAUGCUAACCCAGCAGCUAAUUACACCUGGUGCAAGAAGAAUGAUCAUAAACCUCUCAGUGAAAACUCUCAGCUCAUCUUUACCUCCAUUCAGCCCUCUGACUCUGGAGAGUAUUACUGCACAGCUGGAAACAAGCUGGGCAUGAAGACAUCUGGAAACAAACUUAUUGAUGUAAAAUAUGCUCCAAAGCUUCCCUCUGUGUCAGUGAGUCCCUCUGCUGAGAUAGUGGAGGGCAGCUCAGUGACUCUGACCUGCAGCAGUGAUGCUAACCCAGCAGCUAAUUACACCUGGUGCAAGGAGGAUGAAGACUCACCAAAAACAUCAGGACAGAACUUCACCAUCACUGACAUCAGACCUGAACACAGUGGAAAUUAUUCGUGUGAAGCGAAGAACAGUCGAGGAUAUCAGAGCGCCACCUUACAGCUGAUUGUUGGGACUAUGAAACUGGAAAUGAUGAUGAAUAUCAUCAGGUUGACUCUGGUGGUCCUGAUGCUGAUUCCUCUGCUUUUGCUGAGUAUCUGGACAAGGAAGAAGAAACCUGGAAACUUAGAAACUGGAACAGAUCAAACUGUAGAUGUGAUGCAGUUAAACUCUGGUCCUGUUUAUGAGAACAUUUGGGCCUUGAAGGCCUUCACUGCAGCACAGGCAGAUGACACAGAGGAGCAGGAAGACCUGGUGUGA
This is a messenger RNA of Archocentrus centrarchus (flier cichlid), 2305 nucleotides long. Its product is annotated as B-cell receptor CD22-like. NCBI's taxonomy places the organism in Eukaryota, Metazoa, Chordata, Actinopteri, Cichliformes, Cichlidae. Bases 89 to 2305 code for a protein of 738 amino acids. The record is from RefSeq and is a predicted model, not a curated record. The transcript has 14 exons.